Molecule: messenger RNA, 282 nt
Organism: Symbiodinium natans
Lineage: Eukaryota; Dinophyceae; Suessiales; Symbiodiniaceae
Source: the annotation of a GenBank genome assembly
AUGCCUCUGAUGGCUUUCCGGGUGCUGCCGGGCCUUUUCUGGCUGCUGGGUGAAGCCCCCGCGGCCCCAGCGGCCUCCCCGCCCUGGCUGCCGGCAGAGGAUGGCGCUGCUUCACUGGAGAUGAAGUGGCCUCCUUCGCGGAGGGCGCGGAGUAACCGGGUCAAUGUCACCGUGUUUCUCACUGAUGUACACAGCUUUGAUGAGCCUGAGGGGCAGAUAGCUGUCUACGCCUUCAUGAAGCUCUGGUGGCGCCUUCCUCGGCAUUGGACCACGGGCCUCUAA